AUGUACAAGGUAUUGGAACGCAUUAUCCUGGACCGACUCAUUAAACAUCGCGAAGAAACAAAGCGCGACGAGCAAGCUGGCUUUCGUCCUGGCCGAUCUACGAUUGACCAGGUAUUCGUCGUCAGGAGAGUGAUCGAAAUCUGGCAGCGGUAUUCGAAGCCAAUGCAACUAGCGUUUCUGGACUUUGAAGCCAUUUUCGGCUUUCCCCAUCGAGCCCGCCUUCUCAACGCGCUCAGCGCUGACGGGGUACCAGGAAAGUUCAUUCACUUGCCUGAUUACAUGGAUCAACGAACGACCGCUGCAGUUCGAAAACCAGCCGGAUGUACAACACCGUUUGAAGUGGUAACUGGAGUAAGACAAGGGGCGGUGGCAGGACCCUUCCUGUUCGACUUCGCCAUCGACGACAUUAUGCGAAGAACAGUCGACCAGUGUCCUGCCGACAUUGUCUUAGCACCAUCAGGGUGCUCCUUGACUGACCUCGAGUACGCCGACGAUGUUGUUAUAUUCGCGGAAAGCAGCACGAAACUUCAACAUGUUGUCAACCUUAUAUCGAAGCUGGCUGCAGCCUACGCUCUGAUAAAUGCAAGCAGAUGUGGAUCUCUUCGAGACCACGAACGGGAAUCAGGGUGGACGGACAACCGAUAG
This is a messenger RNA of Necator americanus (New World hookworm), 645 nucleotides long. RefSeq lists its product as uncharacterized. Lineage: Eukaryota; Metazoa; Nematoda; Chromadorea; Rhabditida; Ancylostomatidae. The record is from RefSeq and is a predicted model, not a curated record. The transcript has a single exon. Bases 1 to 645 code for a protein of 214 amino acids.